Drosophila sulfurigaster albostrigata is the source of this 1619-nucleotide messenger RNA. RefSeq names its product prostatic acid phosphatase. Bases 194 to 1456 code for a protein of 420 amino acids. Gene Ontology annotation, biological process: dephosphorylation. The record is from RefSeq and is a predicted model, not a curated record. The transcript has 5 exons. NCBI's taxonomy places the organism in Eukaryota, Metazoa, Arthropoda, Insecta, Diptera, Drosophilidae. Gene Ontology annotation, molecular function: phosphatase activity.
AAUCACAAACGCUCCCCGCGAAACGAAAUCGUUGACAAUUUCACAUUACAUGCGAAUAACAAAUCGCAAAAUUCAAAAUCACGUUUUACAAUACUUACGACUUUGCGUUUAUUUUUGGCUUCCGCAAAAAGUAUUGUUUGUGUGUUCGAUUUUGGCGUGAAUCUCGGGAUAUAUAAGGGACAACAGCUUCAACAUGAUAUUCGGUCGCUGCACGCGUAAACAAUUGCUCACAAUGAGUGCUCUGGCCGCUGGUGCUGUCCUCGCAAUCGUUGCCAUCAGUGUCUUCAGUCAAGUGGAGUCCAAAGAGCCGCCAUGGGCAGCGCAUCGGGCGGCAACCAAGUGCUUCAAGACGCGGCCAAACACAACAAACUCUACACUCGAAUUGGUGCACAUUGUGUUCAGGCAUGGCAUACGCACUCCUGUUGACACCUUCCCCAGGGAUCCCUACGUCAAGGAUAACUUUAAGCCCACCGGCUGGGGGCAUGUCACAAAUCGCGGCAAAAAGGAGCUUUUCGAUAUGGGACGUUGGCUGCAUCGUCGCUAUGGUGACUUCAUGGGACCUUUCUAUAGACCAGACAGAUUGCAUGCUCAAGCCACAGCAUCACCGCGAGCUCUGAUGUCACUGCAAACUACAUUGGCGAGCAUGUUUGAGCCGCGUGGCACGGCGAUGGAAUGGAAUCGACAGCUUAACUGGCAGCCCAUACCCAUUGUAUCUGAGCCCCUUGAACAGGAUUCGCUGCUGUUGGUGCGAACACCUUGUCCACGUUACUUUGAGGCUCGUGAUGAGGUAUUCAAGUUGCCUGAAGUGAUGGCCGAGCAGGCGCCCUUCGCAGAUAUGCUCAGCGAACUGUCGAACUUGACCGGCAUGCCCAUGCGGAAUGCCGAGGACGUCAACUCGCUGUACAUCACACUACUAGCCGAGCAGGAGUUUGGCUAUAAGCUGCCCGUCUGGGCCAAGGAUUAUUUCCCCAAACGCAUGCAGUUUCUGGCCGAGCAGAGCUACGUUUACAAUGCGUAUACGCCCGAGAUGCAAAAGAUCAAGGGUGGCCCGUUUCUGCGCAAGAUGUACGAUGAAAUGUUGGCCAAAGAGGCUGGUACUUUGAGACCCAAGGAUCGCGGUAUGUUCAUCUACACGGGCCACGACUGGACUGUGGGCAAUAUACUCUCUGCUCUGGGUAUUUGGAAGCGUCAAAUGCCACGCUUCGCUGUGAUGGCCAUCUUCGAGACGCAUCAGAAUCGACAGACGGGCGAAUACUAUGUAGAGAUCUUUCUCCGUAACGACGAGUUUGGCUGCCUGGAGCAGCUGAAGCUGGCUGACUGCGAGCUGCAGUGUCCACUGCAUCGUCUCAUCGAGCUGAGUGAAGCGGUGCUUCCAAAUGAACCUCUGGAGCAACGUUGUCGCGCUCGAAGCCCUGAUUUCGUGGAACCCCCGCCACGACCAAUUGAUCAGCAGUAAAUUAUUAUUAUUACUACAAUGAUAUUAUUGAUAUAUAUGUAUAUGUAUGUUAGACAUGUUAAACAAUUUGCGGCUUAUACUCAGACAAAAGUCAGUAUUAGAAAGUAGCUGCUAACCGCGAUUUCGUGGGAAAAGAAUCAAAAUAAAAUAAACAUUAAAAUCU